This is a messenger RNA of Tribolium madens (black flour beetle), 1265 nucleotides long. RefSeq names its product hydroxysteroid dehydrogenase-like protein 1. The record is from RefSeq and is a predicted model, not a curated record. The transcript has 7 exons. Gene Ontology annotation, molecular function: oxidoreductase activity. Bases 233 to 1228 code for a protein of 331 amino acids. NCBI's taxonomy places the organism in Eukaryota, Metazoa, Arthropoda, Insecta, Coleoptera, Tenebrionidae.
CAUUGUCAUUAGUGUUGUGUAUUUAAUAUUCCGGUGCUGGCAUUGCGUACAGAGAGGGGAUUAUCUAUAUGGGGUCCCGUCUGGCGUUUCCUAUCAAUGCAUUAUCGUCGUAUUUAGUUUCAUGUUAAUACGAGUUGCUUCUAACUGAAUAAAACACCCGAUUGGUGAAAUAUGUAAUUAACCCGGCAUUGUGUUCUUAAUUAUUCUAGUCGCAUUGUUUUAUGGAUUUGCAAUGUCAGUGGAAUGCAGCUUGUAUACUUUGAUUCUGGCUGUGUUUGGAUGUAUUGUGAUUUUCUUAUUUUUGUUAAAUACAUUAUGGGGACUGAUGCAAGCAACUCGUGCCAUAUUAGCUCCGUUCUUUUUACCCCAUGAAGAAACGUCUUUGAUUAAGAAAUAUGGGCAAUGGGCAUUGAUUACAGGCAGUACAGAUGGAAUUGGAAAAGCCUACGCACAUGAACUUGCUAAAAGAGGACUGAAUAUAGUUUUAGUAAGUCGAAGUACACAAAGAUUAAAAAAUGUCGCCAAGGAAUUAGAGACUGAAUAUUCCAUUAAAACUAAAAUUAUUUCCGCUGAUUUUUCUUUGGGGGGUCAAGCAAUUGAAAUUAUAAAACAAGAACUGGGAGUUUUGGACAUUGGAAUAAUAGUGAACAAUGUAGGAAAGCAAUACGACUACCCUAUGUACUUGGGUGAAGUCCCCGAACAAGAUUUAUGGGACAUUAUCAAUGUUAACGUGGGUGCUGUGACCCUGCUAUGCCGUUUAUUCGUCGAAGACAUGAAGAGGAAAGGUCGUGGAGCUAUCGUAAAUGUAUCAUCCGGCUCUGAGCUCCAACCUCUACCUCUAAUGACUGUUUACGCAGCAACAAAAGCCUACAUCAAGAGCUUUACUGCAGCUCUUCGAUAUGAAUACUCAAAACACGGUCUUACUAUCCAACACCUGUCUCCUAUGUUCAUAAACACUAAAAUGAAUCAUUUUAGUCAAACAUUGAGGGAGUCUAGUACUUUUAUCCCAGAUGCGAGUACUUAUGCAAGACAUGCUGUUAGUACCUUGGGAAAAAUGGAUGAGUCGACUGGAUAUUGGGCUCAUGGAAUACAAUACUUUUUCACGAGUAUUCCUCCGGUUUGGAUACGGAUGUAUAUAGGUGGAUAUAUGAAUAAAAUUUUCAGAAAUGAAUAUUUUAUACUACAUAAGCAGAACCCAGAAACAACAAAUAAAGUGUCAUUUUUGUAAAAUUUUGUUAAAUAAAAUACACAGCAAGUAAUUUCAA